AUGACAGCGAUGUAUGGAAAUGGAUACGUGUAUCAGGAUUGGUCCUGGCACGAUGAGUUUGAGCUCGACGGCUUCGACCCUUUGGACCAUUCACAGGAUCCCCUGGACCCCGCAUCCUCGCCGACGACAUUCACUCCGCCGCGUUGCAUCUCGUGCCGAGUGCACGGCGCCUUCCUGAACUGCGCGCACCUGCCCUCUGCGGACUUCUUGCUCGGAGCAAAGAUACCGGCCCAUCCAGCAGGAAAGCGCAAUGCGUCGUCACCAGAUCAAAAGAUGGAAGCAAGCAGCCAGGUUAGCGCGGUUGCCUCCCAAUACGCGCCGCUCCCCGAUACAUCCAUCGACCCAAACACCGCCUACUACGACCCUGAGGUGGAACUAGGCCAAGGGUUCGACAACUUCCCGUUGCGAGAGAACCCGGUCAACGACGCUCUAUCACGGAUGUACCCGGCACAAGAGGACGAUACAUUCUUAGCCGGAGCGGUGGAUCUGGAACGUGAAGCGGCAAACAUACUGCUCAGAGGCGCCUUCAAACAUGAGGCUACCGGCGUUGGAGAUCGCCCGUCCUGGGAGACACGUGGGGACCACGAGCUUGGGGACAAUCUCCAGCAGAUGAACGGAGCUGCCAUGGAUGGGGAGAUUGCUGCAGAGUCAUCCAUCGUUGACGGCGAGGGUGCCACCGAACAGCGGCAGAACUACACAGCAUAUGCCAGGCUCGUUUUUCCCGACGGAGACUACUAUAUCACCACCCACGAGGUCACCCUUGGCCGAAACUCGCAAACCUGGAAUGACUACAACCGCCAGCGGAGAGCUCAACGCGAACUAGAGUCUUACCGCAAGGAACCCAGUCAACCAUCUCAACCUGGAGACCCGGAUCAGCGUGGCAAUGGUGCAAGUUCGAGUUCGUUGGAGGGUCGUCCCGCCCCUCCCAGCGCCGCCAGUGAACAUGGUGGCUUGGUGUACUAUUCAAUGGAGCCGGAAAUGGAUUCUGGGAGGAUGGAUCGCGUCAGGAAACGGAUGCUGGUGUCCAAAUCUUCAUCCACGACAUCUGUGGCACCUGCUAGUUUGCACAAUACGGAGGUUCAGAACUCUCUGGAAGACACGGCUUUCGACGAGAACGGUGAACCCCUGACACGUACCUCUGCCUUUGUUCCAGUGCACCCAGCACAGCCAGAGGACAUCAGAAAGAUCUCCAGAGAGCAUCUCACAUUUAGAUUCAACUUCCAGGAGCAGUACUGGGAGUUGCAAAUUCUAGGCAACAACGUUUUCAUCAACAGCGUCCAAUACUUCCGUGGCGACAUCGUUCCCAUCAAUCACAACGACGAGAUACUGCUCGGCAGUUUGAUGAUCUUUUUUAAGCUGCCGGAUAACCCCCGCCGCUCACCUGGGAUGUCGCUUGGUACCUUCGCAAGUGAGGCGGAGGACAACGAGAGUGAAUUGAGUGACGAGGAGAGGGAUGGCAUGGCUAGUCCUGUUCGGAGGCUGUCCAACGCCUUCGACCUUGAGUCUGAGGAGGACGAAGUACCGGAGGAGGAAGCUGCUCCUGUUGUGGCUCGACCGAAACUGAAGCUGAAGGUCAGUAAGCCGUCCAAAGCGGCCGGAAAGUCGAAGAAGAGUGACGGGAAGAGCAAAGGCAAAGAGCAGGUGGCAGAGACUGGCAAGAAGCCUAGCAAGAAGCCGACUCCGGUUGAGACAUCUCCUGAGGCUGCAAAGAAGCCUGAGAAAGGCAAAAAACCAAAGGCCGCCGCGAAGGAGCCCAAGGAGCCGAAAGAACCCAAGGAGUCCGCCCAACCGCCAGAGGCAGAUCGUGUCAAGUCGCCAGAAGAGCCACUGCAAAUCGAGCCUGGAUCAGCGCUUGCUAGUAUCCCUGUUGGCGAGCUGCCUGAGAAGCGCAAAGGUCCUGGCCGACCGCCCAAGAACGGGCUUAUCUCCAAGCGCGACCAGGCACUGGUGGCCAAGAAGCAAAAGGAAUUCGAGAAGCGAGGUGAAGAGGCGCCUCCGUACAAGCAGCUCAUCGACCUCGUCCGUGCCGAGACCAAGAUGAAGGAGAAUGCGCAAAAGAUUGCCAAUGGCACCAUGUCCGCUGACAGCUUGGUAGUUCCUAGCAUUGAAGGAGAGUCCAACUUGCUGCCAAAGCCUACUGCUGGUUCGUCGACGGCGAAACCUGGGGACGCCACUGGGGCGACCGCGAGCGCAUCUGCAGAACCCAUCCGCAGGUCGUCUCCGAAGCCGAAGCGGACUGCUAAGAGCCCGUCACCGGUCAAACCUAGAGAGCACUUUACUGAAGAGCAGCUCAAGAAGCCCGGAAAGACAUAUAUGUACAUUCUCGAUGAUCUGCUGAGUGAACAUCCAGAUGGCCAAGCAGAUCUGCAGGAGAUCUACGACCUGAUCAUGAAGAAGUAUCCAUUCUUCAGGUACCAGGUCGGCACUCACGGCUGGCAGAGCAGCGUCCGGCACAACCUACUGCAGCACGAUAGGUUCAUGGAAGUUGGUAAGUCAGGCAAGGGCAAGUUCUGGGCUAUCAACCCCGAGAUACCUCUGGAGAGGGAGAAGAAGCGAAGGAUGACACCUCCACCUGCGCGAGCGCCGAUGCCGAAUGGUCAGUUCUUGCACCCGCCGCCAGGACAGCCGCCGUACGGCCAUCCAUACGCCCAGAACGGCGCCGGCCCAGCUCAGUUCCAAGGCGGACAGGGCUACUACUCGCCAUACCCACCAGGCCAACCUGGCGCCUACCCACCCCCCGGCCAACAGCAAACCUACCCCCGCCCCAGCCAACAGCGCCACGCCCAAGCCCAAGCCAACCAAAACCCCCAACGCCCGCCGCCUCCACCCCAACCCUUCCAGACCCUCGUCAGCGACAUCCUCGAAUGGCGACAGAAACACCUGGCCCCCUGGACCCGCGACGGCGUCACCGACCCCGCCAAGGCCGAGAUGUUCAAGCGGGUUAUGGACUCGCUGUCCAAUCAGUUCCAUGGCGUGGGGUUGGUGCCGAACGUGCCGCCGGAGGAGAUGACGGAUGCGGAUGAGCGCGAGAUUUGGCUAGGUUUGCGGGAGAUUUUUCGGCAGCAUAAGGAUUUGGGGAAGGGGGAGUUUGGGCCGCAGGGGGGUGCGGCGGGGCAGGUGAUGGGGCAGGGUCAGCAGGGGGGAGGGAGCGUGACGAGUGCGGUGGGGAAUGCGGUGGAGAAUGGGCAGGGGGGUGGUAUGGUGCAGGGUGGGCAAGGUGGGAGUGGUCCGCCGCCGCCACCAGCCCAGGCUAUGGCGCCUCAGUCGAUGCCGGCAGGGCCAUCAUCAGCACCUACACAGGCUAUCCCAACGACGAACGGACAACCGCAGCCCACUGGUCCGCAAGAUGGUAUGGCUAACAGCGGCCAAGGGGCUGCGCCGGCAGUUCAACCACCGGCGCAAUCAUAUCUUCCGCCUCAGACCGCUGGGCAAGCAGGUCCAGGUCAAGGGCAGCUUCAGCCUCCGCCAGCAGCAGGCCAGGCACAAGUCCAGCCUCAAGCACCACCGCGGCCCUCAACCCAAGCCCCACCACAGGCGCAGGCAGGCGCUGCAACAUCACCACCCCAAGGGUCUCUUCAGAUACAGGCACAGACAGCGCCUACAGCACACCAAGCAGCUGGCCUCAAGCGUUCGGCAUCGGGCGAGGGGACAGAAGCAGGAGAGACGGACAGCAAACGAGUAAGGACGGAGUGA
Molecule: messenger RNA, 3693 nt
Organism: Saxophila tyrrhenica
Lineage: Eukaryota; Fungi; Ascomycota; Dothideomycetes; Mycosphaerellales; Extremaceae
Exons: 2
Coding region: 1-3693 (1230 amino acids)
Biological process (GO): regulation of ribosomal protein gene transcription by RNA polymerase II
Cellular component (GO): nucleus
Molecular function (GO): protein binding; sequence-specific DNA binding; DNA-binding transcription factor activity
Source: RefSeq, a predicted model, not a curated record